AUGGCCUCAAUUCUCACAAAACUCACGCCCCGCGCGACAGGCAAAAUAGCCCAAGUCACAAUCUCCCGGCCCGCAAAACUAAACGCCCUCAACAGCGCCCUCCUCGCAGCCCUUCCCCAAACCCUGUCAUCACUCACGGCCAGACACCCAGAUCUCUUAGCCGUCAUCCUCACAGGCGCAGGACCCAAGGCUUUCGUCGGCGGCGCGGAUCUAGCCGAGAUGGCGGCGCUGGAAUCGCCGGCCUCGGCGCGGGCAUUCAUCACCCGUGUCCAUGGUGCGUGUGAUGCUGUGCGCGAGUGUCCGGUGCCUGUUAUUGCGCGGGUUAAUGGCUUUGCGCUGGGUGCGGGAUUGGAAUUGGCGGCGAGUUGUGAUUUGAGGGUUGCGAGGGAGGGGGCGGUUUUUGGGAUGCCCGAGGUUCGAGUUGGCAUCCCCAGCGUCGUAGAGGCAGCCCUCCUGCCCAACCUUAUAGGCUGGGGCCGAACACGACAACUCCUAUUGCUAGGAGAAAACAUCAGCGCCUCAGACGCGCUGCGCUGGGGCCUGGUGGAGAAAGUGGUUUCUGACAGCGAAACAGACCUUGACGAGGCCGUGGAGGAAUGGGUUCAGGCUCUGGAGAAGAACGGGCCGUUGGCUGUGAGGAGGCAGAAGGCGCUUAUGCGGAGGUGGGAGGCCUUGUCGGGUCUGGAUGAGAGUGUUACGGCGGGUGUUAAUGCGUUUGGAGAGGCUUUUGAGGUCAACGCUGGGAAUGGGGAGACGCAGACGGAGCCGGGGAGGAUGAUGGGAGAGUUUUUUAGGAGGAAAGAGAUGGCAGCGAAGGGGAAGUUGUAA
Molecule: messenger RNA, 828 nt
Organism: Penicillium lagena
Lineage: Eukaryota; Fungi; Ascomycota; Eurotiomycetes; Eurotiales; Aspergillaceae
Exons: 2
Coding region: 1-828 (275 amino acids)
Biological process (GO): fatty acid beta-oxidation
Cellular component (GO): mitochondrion
Molecular function (GO): enoyl-CoA hydratase activity
Source: RefSeq, a predicted model, not a curated record